CCUGCCCCUCCUCAACGUGGACGUACAACCCUCACACACACCCUCACACAGGGGUGCUAAUGAGGGGGUUCGUGAGUCGGGGCCGGGUGUGGUGGGGGUUCCGUGCUCCCCCCGUACUGAGCGACCCGCGGGCACAUGCUGGACGAGGAGGUACUGACGGGAGACGGGGCGGCGCGGUGGAGCAGCACGUUGGCGUGGGUGCGGGGGCGCGGGGAGGUUCGGGGGCCACACCGAUCCACGCUGCCCUACCUCAGCCCCCUGGUCCUGCGCAAGGAGGUGGAGAGUUUGCUGGAGAACGAGGGCGAGGCUGUACUGGGCCAGACCGAGCUGCUGCUCCUUCACCCCGUCCUGUACUGGAACCUGCUCUGGUACUUCCAGCGGCUCCAACUGCCCCACCAGCUGCUGCCCCUCCUGCUGGCUGCCCGCCAUGGGGGCACGCUCACACAGGAGCCCGUGGCCUUGGCGUGUGGCAGUAACACGCCUCUGCGUGUCCGUGUGCUGUGGGACGCACUGAGCAUCGAGCCCGACUCCCGGCCCCCCCUAUACGUGCUGUGGAGGAUGUACAGUGAGUCCCCCUCGCCCCACCGUCUGGGGUGCAGGAUGGGCCGGCUGCCGGCUCGGUGCUGGCGGUCGGUGCCACCACUGACGCUGGGGUUCCUGGAGGAGGUGGUGGCUCAUGUCGGCCUCAACGAGGUUCACAAGGCCAUCGUCCUGGUGCUCGACUCCCCCGCCACACGGCCACGGCGGUCGUUUGACAAGAAGUACCACUCAGCGUGUGGCCGGCUGGCAUCGUCGCUGAGCGCGGAGCAGCUGCGACAGGAGCGUGUCCCCCCUCCCAGCGCCAAGGCCAUCGACUGCCGCAAGACCUUCGGGGCUCUGCUCGAAUGCUGA
Messenger RNA from Leucoraja erinaceus (little skate), 891 nucleotides. RefSeq names its product DENN domain-containing protein 4B-like. The record is from RefSeq and is a predicted model, not a curated record. Bases 136 to 891 code for a protein of 251 amino acids. The transcript has 6 exons. Gene Ontology annotation, cellular component: cytoplasmic vesicle. Lineage: Eukaryota; Metazoa; Chordata; Chondrichthyes; Rajiformes; Rajidae. Gene Ontology annotation, biological process: regulation of Rab protein signal transduction.